GGAGUCGCGACGCGUCUGUCAACCACUUUACGCGAAAUUUCCAGGAUGUCAUCUCCGUCCAGAAGAAAGAAUGCGACAAGCAAGACAAUUAUCACAAAAAAAUCAACCAAAACUCUCAUCGCAGAAGCUAUGAAUAUUAGAGGACCAAAAGAUGAUUCUUUUGAUAUAGCAGAUUCAACGGAUUGGUUGGGGACGCCACUUUCUAAAUUCGCAGAUGUCGAUUCUUUAUUACGAUGUCAAGUCUGUAAGGACUUUUUCACUACGCCAAUGAUCACUUCUUGUUCGCACACAUUUUGUUCACUUUGCAUACGAAGAUGCCUCAAUAAUGACUCGAAAUGUCCAACAUGUAGAUCAAAUGACCAAGAAGUCAAGCUGAAAUCGAAUGCUGUUAUCGAAGAUUUAGUGGAAGCUUUUAAAAGGGCUAGACCGGCGGCACUGGAACUUGCGAGGAAACCUGUGGUGGAAUCUAUUGUUACAUCUCCGAAAAGGAAGCGUGAAAGAUCAGAUCUUGAUGAAGGGGACGAGAAAGCAAGUAAAAGGACGAGAGCUUCAACUCGCCAGGCAACAAGACGACUCGAGAGCACAGAGGCAGCACAGGAAGCGGUGAUAGUCAUUGACGAAGGGAACAAUGAUGCAGAUUUCGAACCUGAUGAUGGCCUUGCCGCAUGUCCGGUGUGCAAUCGACGGAUGACAGCGAAAAGUGUUGAAGCUCAUAUUGGGAGAUGUCUUGCGGAAUCCGAAACUACACCUCAAUCUACAAGUAUUUUAUCAAAACCCUCAAAUCAAUCAUCUCAGCCAGUCAGACGGCCGGAACGAUUACCUGUCGUCAAUUUUAGCUUAAUCAAAGAUCAGGCUUUAAAGAAAAAGCUUAUAGAUUUGGGGAUAUCGGCUGGUGGGGGGAGAGAAAUGAUGAGGAAGAGAUUAACAGAGUAUACGACUAUAUGGAAUGCCAACUGUGAUGCGAAAAAUCCGAGGAGUACCGGGCAGUUAAAGAGGGACCUCGAUUCUUGGGAAAGAACACUGGGGUCAAGAGCACCACAACCAAGCGCAUUGUCCGCUCAUAUCAAGGAUAAGGAUUUUGAUGGGCAGGCAUGGGGAGAAGAACACAAGAAUGGAUUCAAAGACUUGAUAGCCCAAGCUCGUCGGAAGAUGGCGAAAAAUAAGGAAUCGAGAGAAUCGGAACCAGAUCCUUUAGCAUCUACAACAGGAUUACCGGCAUCUAUUCAAGAUCCAUCAACUACUGCAUUCAGUGGGGAUGCUGGGAAGAGACAGGAAGAUUUGCUGCUAGAGAUUCAGCGCGAGCGGACAUCUGAAACUAAACCGGUACUACCUUUGCCAGGGACAUCAGAAGUCGGUAAUCCACUACCUAAUGGGCGAGUUUUCGCAGAAAAUGCAGGAAUACCGGAGUACGAGAUGGCUGCUCCACCCUCAUUACAAUAUGAUAAAAACAUGCCAAUAACGCAUGUACAAGAGCGGCAAGAUGCAUUUGCAGGUGCAGGAGCAGAUUUGAACAAAAAUAGGCCGAUGUAGCCAUAAUAGAUGAAACUAAUAUAUAAGAUACCCUUUCUCAAACUUUGAAUCCUUCCA
Messenger RNA from Botrytis cinerea B05.10, 1587 nucleotides. RefSeq names its product Bcrad18 (gene Bcrad18). The transcript has 2 exons. The record is from RefSeq and is a predicted model, not a curated record. Gene Ontology annotation, biological process: protein monoubiquitination; DNA damage tolerance. Gene Ontology annotation, molecular function: single-stranded DNA binding; ubiquitin protein ligase activity. Gene Ontology annotation, cellular component: nucleus; Rad6-Rad18 complex. The coding region runs from base 46 to 1530 and encodes 494 amino acids. Lineage: Eukaryota; Fungi; Ascomycota; Leotiomycetes; Helotiales; Sclerotiniaceae.